GACGUUGAAUUUGGAAAGCAGAGGACCUCCCUCCCCCCAAGAUUUGAGCAUCUUUUGAAUCUGCCAUUCAAGUAUUUAGAAACAGACUGUAAGCCUAGCAGGGCAGAUUGUGUCCAGCGCGUGUUUUCCUCAACACAGGACUUUGAGGCUGUCAGAACGCUUUUUUUUUUAUUGUUGUUGUUGUUUGUGUGUUUUGGUUUGGUUUGGUUUUUUUUUUUUUUUUUUUUUUUUUUUUUUUGCUCCUGCAAGUUUUCUUCCCUGGAGCUUCCCGCAGGUGGACACCUAACUGCAGCGACUACCGCAUCAUCUCAGCCUGUUGAACUCUUCUGAGUAAGAAAAAGGGAGACAGGGUAAGGGAAUUAAGUGGAAGAUUCAGCUUAGUUUAAGGAUGGAGGUGCAGUUAGGACUCGGGAGGGUCUACCCCCGACCUCCGUCCAAGACCUAUAGAGGAGCUUUCCAGAAUCUGUUCCAGAGCGUGCGCGAAGUGAUCCAGAACCCGGGCCCCCGGCACCCUGAGGCCUCCAGCACAGCACCUCCCGGCGCCCGUUUGCAGCAGCAGCAGGAGAGCAGCCCCCGGCAGCAGCAACAGGGUGAGAAUGGCUCUCCCCAAGCCCACAUCAGAGGCCCCACAGGCUACCUGGCCCUGGACGAGGAACAGCAGCCUUCACAACAGCAGUCAGCCCCCGAGGGCCACCCCGAGAGCGGCUGUCUCGCAGAGCCAGGAGCUGCUACCGCCGCCGGCAAGGGGCUGCCGCAGCCGCCGCCAGCACCUCCAGACGAGGAUGACUCAGCUGCCCCAUCCACGCUGUCCCUGCUGGGGCCCACUUUCCCGGGCUUAAGCAGCUGCUCCGCCGACCUUAAAGACAUCCUAAGCGAGGCCGGCACCAUGCAACUCCUUCAGCAACAGCAACAGCAGCAGCAGGAGGUGGUAUCCGAUGGUAGCAGCGGAAGAGCUAGGGAGGCCGCUGGGGCUCCCGCCUCCUCUAAGGACAGUUACCUAGGGGGCAACUCGACCAUAUCUGACAGCGCAAAGGAAUUGUGUAAGGCGGUGUCAGUGUCCAUGGGCUUGGGUGUGGAGGCAUUGGAGCAUCUGAGUCCUGGAGAACAGCUUCGGGGAGAUUGCAUGUACGCGCCGCUCCUGGGAGGUCCGCCCGCUGUGCGUAGCACUCCCUGUGCCCCGCUGGCCGAAUGCAAAGGUUCUUUGCUGGACGACGGCCCAGGAAAGGGCACUGAAGAGAUUGCUGAGUAUUCCUCUUUCAAGGGACCUUACGCCAAAGGGCUGGACGGCGAGGGCCUGGGCUGCUCUGGCAGCAGCGAAGCAGGGAGCUCAGGGACACUUGAGCUGCCGUCCACUCUGUCUCUCUACAAGUCUGGAGCAUUGGACGAAGCGGCAGCGUACCAGAGUCGAGACUACUACAACUUUCCGCUGGCCCUGGCUGGGCCGCCUCCCCCUCCACCACCUCCCCAUCCGCACGCCCGCAUCAAGCUGGAGAACCCGCUAGACUAUAGCAGUGCCUGGGCAGCAGCCGCGGCGCAGUGCCGCUAUGGGGACCUGGGAAGCUUGCAUGGCGGAGGUGCCGCGGGACCCAGCUCCGGAUCGCCCUCGGCAGCCGCCUCCUCUUCCUGGCACACUCUCUUCUCAGCAGAAGAAGGCCAGUUGUAUGGACCAUGCGGCGCAGGCAGCGGCGGCAGUGCAGGAGAGGCAGGGGCUGUAGCCCCCUAUGGCUACGCUCGACCACCUCAGGGGCUGGCAGGACAGGAGAGCGACUUUCCUGCACCCGAUGUGUGGUACCCUGGCGGCGUGGUGAGCAGAGUGCCCUAUCCCAGUCCCAGUUGUGUCAAAAGCGAGAUGGGACCCUGGAUGGAGAGUUACUCCGGACCUUACGGAGACAUGCGUUUGGAGAAUGCCAGGGACCACGUUUUGCCCAUCGACUAUUACUUUCCACCUCAGAAGACAUGCCUGAUCUGUGGGGAUGAAGCUUCUGGAUGUCACUAUGGGGCUCUCACAUGUGGCAGCUGCAAGGUCUUCUUCAAAAGAGCUGCUGAAGGAAAACAGAAAUACCUGUGUGCCAGCAGAAAUGAUUGCACCAUUGAUAAAUUUCGAAGGAAAAAUUGUCCAUCUUGUCGUCUCCGGAAAUGCUAUGAAGCAGGGAUGACUCUGGGAGCCCGUAAGCUGAAGAAACUUGGCAAUCUAAAACUACAGGAGGAAGGAGAGACUUCUAGUGCCAGCAGCCCCACUGAGGAACCAGCCCAGAAGAUGACAGUAUCACACAUUGAAGGUUAUGAGUGCCAGCCCAUCUUUCUCAAUGUCCUGGAAGCCAUUGAGCCAGGUGUGGUGUGUGCUGGACAUGACAACAACCAACCUGACUCCUUUGCAGCCUUGCUCUCCAGCCUCAAUGAACUGGGCGAGAGACAGCUUGUGCACGUGGUGAAGUGGGCCAAGGCUUUGCCUGGCUUCCGUAAUUUACACGUGGAUGACCAGAUGGCAGUCAUUCAGUACUCCUGGAUGGGACUCAUGGUGUUUGCCAUGGGCUGGAGGUCCUUCACCAAUGUCAACUCCAGGAUGCUCUACUUUGCUCCUGACCUGGUUUUCAAUGAGUACCGCAUGCACAAGUCCAGAAUGUACAGCCAGUGUGUCCGGAUGAGGCACCUCUCUCAAGAAUUUGGUUGGCUCCAAAUCACCCCCCAGGAAUUCCUGUGCAUGAAAGCAUUGCUACUCUUCAGCAUAAUUCCAGUGGAUGGGCUGAAAAAUCAAAAAUUCUUUGAUGAACUUCGAAUGAACUACAUCAAGGAACUCGAUCGUAUCAUUGCAUGCAAACGAAAAAAUCCCACAUCCUGCUCAAGGCGCUUCUACCAGCUCACCAAGCUCCUGGACUCUGUGCAGCCUAUUGCAAGAGAGCUACAUCAGUUCACUUUUGACCUGCUAAUCAAGUCCCACAUGGUGAGCGUGGACUUUCCGGAAAUGAUGGCAGAGAUCAUCUCUGUUCAAGUGCCCAAGAUCCUUUCUGGGAAAGUCAAGCCCAUCUAUUUCCAUACACAGUGAAGCUUUGGAAGCCCCCAUUUCCCUCCCCCACCUCACUCUCCUUUUCCAAUGUCUUCUGCCUGUUAUAACUCUGCACUACUUCUCUGCAGUGCCUUGGGGAAUUUCCUCUAUUGAUGUACAGUCUGUCAUGAACACGUUCCUGAGUUCUAUUUGCUGGGCUUUUUUCUCUUUUCCUUCUUCUCUCCCUUUCUCAUCCUCCAUGGCACCUUCACACUCUGCUCCCUGUUGUGGCUCCUAUCUGUGUUUUGAAUGGUGUUGUAUUUCUUUAAAUCUGAGAUGAUCCUCAUGUGGCCCAGUGUCAGGUUGUGCUUGUUUACAGCACUGUGCUGUGUGCCAACCACACAAACAUUUACUUACCUUAUGCCACGGGAAGUUUAGCAAGUUAAAAGUAUCUGAGGAAAAACAAACUAACAAACAGAAAACAAAAAAAAAAUUUAAAAAUUAAAAAAAAAAAACCCUGAGAGGACAUUUUCCUCAAAAUAAAUAAAUUAAUAAGCAGAAAUCCCCAAAGAAGCCAACAAGUCACUAGAAGGUAAAAAUUGCAGGUCCAUGGGGAGUCACUGUUUUUGUUCAUCCCCUCCCUCCAGGAAGACUUUAGCUUUUCCCAGUGACUAUUGCCAUUAAAGGACAGGGUGACCCCAGAGAGGAUCUGGGGGCACAGAGAGAGGAGGAAACAAGUAGGGCAGUUGGAUCACCAGUACCUGCCCACAGCCUUGGUCCCUGAGAGCUGGACUGCUCAACUGCAGUGCAAUUCAUUAUACUAAAAAUGUGCUUCUUGUUUGAAAACUUGUCUGCAUGUGAAUGCCUUCCCCCUCAAACCCUUCUCUCUUUCAACCUCUGCCUCUACCCUCCAAUCAAAUUUCAGUAGCUUUUCAAAGAACUUCAAAUGAAGUGUUCUCUUUAGCCUAAACUUGACCACUUCCACUGAAGAGUCAGAUCAGUGAGAAGGAGUGGAGAGAUCUGACCCAUUGGAAGGAUCCUAUAAAUUCCAGUUCUGCUUUCCCAUGCAUGAUCCAGGGAGGAGCUUGCAUCUGGAGUCAGAGAAGAAGGAAGUGAUGGCUUGGCUGUUCUGCUUAGGAGACAGUACAGUUGAUCCCUUGAUGCUACCUUCUUUACCUCCACCUUUAAAAGACCUAUGGACUCUAUGUGGCCACAAGCUCUCUCCACGCUUCCUUGAGUGUUUUGUAGGCCACACUGCAUUUCAGUCAUGGUGGUAAAGCUUAUUCACUUCUUUAGGCAUGUUCACCGAUUGUCUGCUAAGAUCCCUUCACACUGUGAAGGCUAGCAGGCCAGAAGCCCUGACAUCUGUCUCUAGAUGCUUGUAGUCUUAGACAUCUUACCAAGUGUUUCUUAUCAACAUAGUUUGUUGGAGCCCUUAGACAAACCCAAAAGAAGGCAUCGAAGGGAUCAGACAAACUGGGCGUCUUGCCCUUGUCAUCCAGAGAUGAAACUCUCCAAUAAAUGGAGACAUAUCUACUUCCUUCUUCAAAGCAGCUAAAGGGGCUACCCAUAUCAAGGUGGAAUACCAGGGUUAGAAGAAUGAAGACACUAGAUCCAGAAAACCUGAAAUGCUCUCCUUGCCACCCAGCAUAUCUGACUGAAGAACUCAUGGCAAGAAGCAAGCAGACACCAAGAGAAGACUUUGACUAUUAAAUAAAGCCUUCAGAGGCAAAGCCUAAAGUCAGAAUGGUACAAGUUUACUCAGCCCCCUCCUCUGCUGCUGACCCUGGGCUCUGACAUUGGCCAUAGUUACUCAGAUUCCCCACCAUUGUUGCUACCUCUAUGUCAGAGGGGCAUGCAAGACCACUGCGACUCUCUACAGAACCAUGGCUUCCUUUGGAAAGGUCUGGCUGUUAUGGCACUUAUAGAUAGGCUGCCACCCAUAAACUCAGGGUAUGCCCCUGGGUCACUGGUUUCAUAUAGUCCUUUGGCACACCUCUGUUCUCUGGACUUUGUUCCCCAACCCUGAAUGUGGAGUGGGGAGGAUGUUCACCUAUUUUCUCUUCUUGGCCCCUGCCUCCUCAAUUAGCUCUUAACAUCAUUGGAUAAACUCAAGAAAUCAAGGGCCAGUCACCAAGCUGCCCAUUUUAGUUGGUUUACUCUGCUGGUUGAGAAGAUAGUUCUGAGUGACAUGAUACUAUUCACAUGAGUUUCCGUCCCUGAUUUCUAUGUUGAUAUUAAUAGCCAAAGGAACUUGCAAAACAGCUUCUUUAAAUAACAAGGGAGAAAGGAAUCUAACAUGAGUGAUAUGCCAAUCCAAGACUGGUGGACAAAAGCUGAAGCUGAUAGGUUCCUUUCUGGGAUAGGAUAGAUUCUGAUUUUCUUUGUGAUGACACCAUCUGGCCUAUGUACAGGAUCACUUUUUAGCUGUCUUAGACAGAAAAAAAUAACAUCCACGACUCCUUUCAGUUAAGCUAGGUUACACUUUAAUAGUUCCUUUACAUCUGUUUUGAUUUUCAUCUUUUGUGGCACACGGAUUCAAUUAUAUCAUUCUAAUACCUCUCCUUGUAAAUACUAGAGGCUCUCCUUUCCAUUUCUCUAUCAAUUUUUUCAUCUUUAUGGAUUUCCCAGUCUUGACUUUUGUCUUCAUGAAUAUAUGUUUUUCAUUUGCAAAAGCCAAAAAUCAGUGAAACAGCAGUGUAGUUGAAAGCAACAACAAUUGGAUUACUCUGAAUUUCCAAAUGACAAAAAUAGGGAAAAAGAGCCUAAACAAGGCUUUAGCCCUUUUGUUUCUGCACUGGGGUUUGAGUGAGCAGAGGAGGUAUUAGUUUGGCUUGGUUCUCCCACAGAUGAAAGAAGAAUACUUUUUUUUCUUUUGGUCAUUGAUGUUCCAACCAGUGUGACUGACAGAAGUCUCAUUUCGCAUGCACUCUGCUCUACAAACAGAGUUGAUGUGGUUGGUACACUGUGCUCACCUGUGAAGGACUGGCCACCCAGACCCACUCACCUGGUGAGCUAGAAGAUGAGGAUUACUCACCGGACAAAUCAAGGGGACCAUCUCCAAAGAGGUGUGCAGUGUUUGAUGGGGAUGGAAAGUGAGAAAGAGAAAAAGAGGGAGCAUCGUGGAGAAGGCCCCAUCUGUGCUGGGCAGCAGAUAGCUGCCAAGGUCACGAACUCUGGUCAAAGAAUAGAGUCGUGUGGCAGUUUCAGCCCAUUUACUGGGCAGCUCACUGGGUCUGGCCUCUGAGCUGACAUGGGGGUUGAAUUCUUUUUCCUUAGAUUUUCUAUGCCACAUACAAUAUCGUUGUUCUUGGAAAGUUCAUUAUUUUUUUAAAUUACCUUACUCUGAGAAAGGGAGUUUUUGAAGGAUUCUGUCAUAUAUCUUUGAAAAAAAGAAAAUCAGUAAUGCAUAUAUUUUUAUGUAUGUUCACUGGCACUAAAAAAAAAAGAAAAAGAAAAAAAAGUUUCACUCUGUCCUUUGGGUAGUUGCUGAGGUUAAUUGUUCAGGUAAUGAAAUAAUGUGCUGAUGCUCAAAUCCCUCUCUGUCCAUACUCUACUUCUACAUACAUGUAGACAUAUAUAAACAAUAUAUUUGUAUUUGACUUGUACUUUCAAGAAAAUGUCCACCACCCUCAUGACACUGACACUACACAAAUGACCUGAUUUUGAGCUUUGAGUAGCUUCUAAGUGUUUGUUUCAUUAGGCACAGCACAGACGUGGCCUUUCCCCCUUCUCUCCCUUGAUAUCCAGCAGGGCACAAAGGCCCAAGCCACCCCCUGUCCCCCUUCUUAGCCGUAUGCCAGCGCUGCACUUCAAGAGACUCUCUCCAGACAGCCCAGUAAAUAUCCCUGCAUGACCCCUGUAUAGUCCUGGAAAAGCAAGAGGCUGACUACUGCUUAUUGUGUGCCAGUUGCCCAGGUGAGAGGGCUCUGGACUGAGGUCAUCAAUUUAGUGCUUAACCCACUUUUAGGGGGUUCACACGAACCAGGAAUGCCAAAGCACCACAUCAAAUCCCAACUUAAAGUCAAAAGAAGCCAUUUCACAUGUGAAAUUUCUUGGAAAAGGAAGUUCCUACCCUUGUUGCUUUUAGAGGCAAAUCUGUUCUCACCACUGAUCUCUUUGAAAAAUUUUGAAAGAAGUUUUUUUAAAAAGACUGAAAAAGAGAUGAAAGCAUCACAUUAUGUAACCAAAGAUUACAUUGUAUCUGCUAAGAUACCAAAAUUUUUAAGGGCAGGGAGGGAGCAAGCAUUAGUGCCUCUUUGGUAAGCUAUCCAAAGACAGACUAAAGGACUUUGCUGGUGACUGACUUCUAAGAGUUUUGUGGGAUUUUUUUUCCCUUCACAAAAUACAUAUUUAGAAGAGUUGAAGAUAAUUUGGAAAAAAUGGGAUUCUGGGUCCUUCAUUAAGUGAUUUUAUAAGCAGAAGUAGCUUUCCUUUUCUCUAGUAGUUGCUGAGCAAAUUCUUGAAGCUCCAUCAUUGCAUGGUUGGAAAUGGAGCUGGUCUUGGCCACUGUGUUUGCUAGUGCCCAUGUUAGUUUAUCUGAAGAUGUGAAGCCCUUGCUGAGAAGGGGAGCAUUUAAAGGACUAGAUUUUGCACUAGAAGGACAGCAGGCAGAAACCCUCAUUUCUGCCCAGUUUGGACAGCACAAAAAGUUCUCUGCGGUUUAAGGCAGAAGGUUGAAAUAUAUUGUAAAUUAGUAUUUGUAUCCGUGUUUCAAAAUUGAAUUAUAUAUAUAUAGAUAUAAAGUGUUCUAAUAGCUUUACCUUUCUCUGCACCUUUAUAUUUGGUUCCAGGUCAUAUCUGAUGCCAUGUACUUGUGAGAGAGGCUGCAGUUACAUUUUGGAAGCUCUCUCAGAAUGGACAAGACACCUGGAUUGAUCAGAUAACUAAGAGAUCUCUGCCCCUAUUGGGCCUGAUGCACAGGCCUUGCAAAGGGGUAGAGGGGGGAAAAGGGUAGGGUAUGUGAUGUAUUGCACUUUACUUGCCUAAGACAGAUGAAUGUGGAAAGGGUGGUGAAGACUCAUUGGAACUGGCUAUUUACCAUAGGGAAUACCCAGACAUGGGGUCAAAAGCCCACCUGAAUGAUUGGCCAGUGGCCCCCUGAUGGGACCUGAGUUAUUGGAAGAUCAAAGGGUAUUCCUUGGUCUUCACCACUCUUGUGAGAGAAAGGCAGUUGCCUGUAGUUGGGAACCUGGAGCAAGUGCUCCAUCUUUCAACCAAUUCUCUCCCCUGCGAUUGAGGUGCUCUUGCUACUGGGUGUCUGUGUGCUCUAAUUCUGGUUUUGGAUAUGUUUUGUAAAGAUUUUGAAAAUUGAAAAUGUGUUUUUCUGUGUUAAACUUGUCAGUGUACUAGAAAUUGUAUCUCUGUAGGUAAAGGUCCAUCCCUGCCCAUGGGUAGAGGUAUUUUUCUUCAAUUAAGAGUUUGACACUGGGGUCUGUUGCCCAGAGCCUCCCAACCCUCAACCAUUUCUAGGUGAAGGCAGAAAAAUCCACAUUGGUUAUUCCUCUUCAGACAUUUCAUCCAAGAUCACACAUCACUUGGAAUUCUCCUAGUCCCCAAAAGAAUUGUAGAUAUUUGAAUCUAGUGGGUGGACUUUCAGAGCGAACAACAGCUUUUGACUGAGCUUUAAUGUGACUCUAUUAAAUUUGGUUGGAAAGUAUGUAUUGAUUGAUUUUCAGUCCCAAUUCAUUAUAACAGAAGUUCUGCUUCCUUUCCUUGACUCACUUGUCUUUUAGCCUUUUUGGAAUUAAAUAAGAAGCUAUGGAAUAGGUGACCCUUGUGGCCUGAAACAGUUCUCACAUAAUCUACUUGGCAAAGACCAUUAUGUAGCUGCAUAUUCCAUUGACCCCCAAAGACUGGAACAUACACAUACGCAUACCCCAAAGGAAAAACUCUUCUAAAAUGUUGCUGCUUCUCUGGUGGUGCCCUCCUUGGCUGCUGCCUCACAGUUUGGGUCCCUGUAACAAGCCAAGCUGGCAGUCUCUCUCAACCUUAGCCCUUGGUGCUAACUGUCCUGCAGUGAAGUGCCUAUGGGGUUGUUCUAUUUCAGAAGCCACUUGGGUGCUGAGAGCAGCCACCACUGGAAUGACCCAAGGAAAGAAAAGAGUGCCCCCUUAACCACCCAGUGACACCUUUCUGCUUUUCCCUAGACUGGACAUUGAUUAGGGAGUGUCUCGGACAUAACAUUCUUGUGCUGUCCUUGAGAUUAAUUUGGCAGCCCAAGGGAGCAGACUAUGUAACCAGAGAUAAGAAUUAAUUUUCAAUGUUGAGAGGAAAAUGAGAGAGAGCAUUAUUCAAAACAAUUUUAAAAGAAACAAAUUAAUUUUGCUUGAAAGUUCUUUCGAUGGGGCUUCAGUUCUUACAGUGGCACUUAGCCUCAACUGGGCAGCAGGACCAGCCCCAAGCGCUAGUGUUCUAUUCUCUUUUUGUAAUCUUGAAAUCUUUUGUUGCUCUAAAUACAAUUAAAAAUGGCAGAAACUUGUUUGUUGGAA
Messenger RNA from Ictidomys tridecemlineatus (thirteen-lined ground squirrel), 9474 nucleotides. It is a transcript of the gene Ar, whose product is annotated as androgen receptor. Gene Ontology annotation, molecular function: steroid binding; sequence-specific DNA binding; nuclear receptor activity. Gene Ontology annotation, cellular component: nucleus. The record is from RefSeq and is a predicted model, not a curated record. Lineage: Eukaryota; Metazoa; Chordata; Mammalia; Rodentia; Sciuridae. Gene Ontology annotation, biological process: regulation of DNA-templated transcription; androgen receptor signaling pathway.